This is a messenger RNA of Neocloeon triangulifer, 1136 nucleotides long. RefSeq names its product pyrroline-5-carboxylate reductase 3 (gene P5cr). The transcript is spliced from 5 exons. NCBI's taxonomy places the organism in Eukaryota, Metazoa, Arthropoda, Insecta, Ephemeroptera, Baetidae. Gene Ontology annotation, biological process: L-proline biosynthetic process. The record is from RefSeq and is a predicted model, not a curated record. The coding region runs from base 176 to 1018 and encodes 280 amino acids. Gene Ontology annotation, molecular function: pyrroline-5-carboxylate reductase activity.
GUGCUCUCCUCUAGAUCGCAGCACCUCGAGGUCAUCGGCCUGGCUGCGAGUCAAAACAAAAGUUCGCCCAGAGAUUUGACACCGCUGAAUGAAAACUGCAACUGGACCGUCAAGUCCUGUUUCAUCAUCUGCAUUCCAGCAAGGACAAGGAGUGGAGCAACCAAAGUGAGGCACAAUGUCAUCAACUAAAAGUCUUUCCGAUCUGACCAUUGGUUUCAUUGGUGCUGGAAACAUGGCUUGGGCCAUUUUCCAAAACCUCCUAAAUGCAGGGCUCCCUGCUGGCCAAGUGACAGUUUCGGCACCGAGUGACCGGAAUUUGGGAAAAUGGAAGGACGCUGGGGCACAAACGGUGCGCAGUAACUGUGAGGUUGCCACCGCCAGUGAAGUUGUCAUCCUGGCCUUGAAACCGCAGCAAUUUCAAGGACAAUGGACAGAGCGAUUACCAGCAAAUAAAGAGGUUCUCUACAUAUCUGUGAUGGCUGGAAUCAGCACUGGUGCUAUACGGGAUAACAUCAUAGGGAAAGGUGUUCUCCGGGGUAAUGCUGCUGUGGUUCGGACAAUGCCCAACACCCCAAUGAUGGCCGGUUUAGGCGCCACGGUGAUUUGUGCCGAUCCUUACACACCAAGAGAACAUAUUGAAAUUGCCAAAUUGAUUUUUGGAGCUGGAAACUGUCUCGCCGAAGAAGUGCCCGAGACUUUGGUGGACGCCGGAGGCGCCCUGGUGGGUUGUGGCCCAGCCUUUGUCUACCAGUUCAUCGAGGCCCUGGCCGACGGUGCCGUGGCCCAAGGAGUUCCAAGAGACAUGGCUAACAGACUGACAGCCCAAAUGGUGCUCGGCGCCGCUAAAAUGGUCCAGACAACUGGAAAGCACCCUGGACUGCUCAAGGACGAGGUCUGCAGUCCUGCUGGCACCACCAUUGCUGGGCUCCACGCUCUCAAAAAAGGACAAAAUUUCAAUGUGGCCGUCAUGGACGCCAUCGAGGCCUCCACGGCAAGAAGCAAGCAGCUGAACAAAUGAAGGAACAACGAGUCUCUCAACCGAACAAAUAUUUUUCUGUCUUUCAUCACUUCUUGAUCAAUAGCACCAAAUUGUUGCCAAUAAAUCUAUGCUAUAGGGAAAGGAACUUAUCUUGUGU